Molecule: messenger RNA, 847 nt
Organism: Helianthus annuus (common sunflower)
Lineage: Eukaryota; Viridiplantae; Streptophyta; Magnoliopsida; Asterales; Asteraceae
Product: AP-2 complex subunit sigma
Exons: 6
Coding region: 171-599 (142 amino acids)
Biological process (GO): protein transport; clathrin-dependent endocytosis
Cellular component (GO): intracellular membrane-bounded organelle; AP-2 adaptor complex
Molecular function (GO): clathrin-cargo adaptor activity
Source: RefSeq, a predicted model, not a curated record
ACACAACAAACCCUUAUAUUAUCAUCUUGCACAAAUCCAACCCCUCUAGUUGUUACAACUUUUUACAAUGUACAUAAAUAUUGACCAAACAUCGACUUUUUCAAUUCUAGACCGAUUCAACCUGCAAAACCUCCAUUGAUUCAUCCUCCUCCAGCUUCAUUGACACAACAAUGAUCCGGUUCAUACUCCUUCAGAACAGGCAAGGUAAGACUCGUCUCGCGAAGUAUUACAUUCCUCUAGAAGAAUCGGAGAAGCACAAGGUCGAAUAUGAGGUUCAUCGAUUGGUGGUGAAUAGAGAUCCGAAGUUUACUAAUUUCGUUGAGUUUCGUACGCACAAAGUUAUCUAUAGGCGAUAUGCCGGACUGUUCUUCUCCCUAUGUGUUGAUAUAACUGAUAACGAGCUAGCAUAUUUGGAGUGCAUCCAUUUAUUUGUAGAAAUACUGGAUCACUUUUUCAGCAACGUGUGCGAGCUAGAUUUGGUCUUCAACUUCCAUAAGGUGUAUCUGAUACUAGAUGAGUUCAUUCUUGCUGGGGAACUCCAGGAAACAAGCAAGAGGGCAAUCAUAGAAAGAAUGGGGGAGUUGGAAAAGCAAGAGUGAGGUGUGAUUUCUUUGUUGUGGUGUGUUCAUAAGCUCGGUUUUAUUUUUCCGCAUCUUGAGAUUGAAUGUGUAAUUUGUGUUUUUAUCAUAUUUGUUUAGUGUUAUUAAACACAAGUUUUACUGCUUACUAAAGGUCAACGUAUAACGGAUCUUAUAUUGAUGGUUGCAGUAAGUCGCGAAUUAUAUUUUAAUUUUCUUCUACUUGUAAGUACAUUCUUAUAAAGGUUUUCAACAGUCAUUGGUUUAAA